Messenger RNA from Peronospora farinosa, 690 nucleotides. NCBI's taxonomy places the organism in Eukaryota, Oomycota, Peronosporomycetes, Peronosporales, Peronosporaceae. The record is from the annotation of a GenBank genome assembly.
AUGUCCAAGGACCUCUUGCCCAUCCACUGCAGCGACAACCAGCCCAUGCCACAUACUCUGCGUCGUCUGAGUCACGGCCUCGUGAUGGACCUACAGCAAGCUGUGCAGCUCGAAAAGCAAGAGCUUAUAAAGAUGGAGUUCUCAGCUAAGGCGGACAGGGCCCAGCCCACGAUAGCAUCAUCAGAAGAAGACAGUCAGUCGUCAACGCCGCCUAAUCGGACUGACCGCCAGCAGCGGCUCGCAACUACUGGAAAAUACGGCGGCUGCCUCCCAUGUUCUCCACCUGUGCCAAUUCCACAGCAUCAUGAAGCACAUCGCCGCUACAGCACAGCUGGCAAUUCAGAAGAAUCCUUAACAUACGGUCUAGAUGCCGAACAACUGCAGUCUAUAAGCACGUCACAGUGUAAAGCAAGACUUGGUGACGAGUUCUGGAACUCUAAACUGUCACUCGAUUACCGAGAGCCGUUCGAAGUAUCCACUUGUCUGGCGAAUGACAUGUCUAGGAACAACAAGCAGCAGGUCGAUACAGCGAAGAAGAUGGCCCUGUUCAAGUACGGAUCCGAGUCGUCAAUAACUACAACCGCAAAAAGCGUUAAUGAGACUGAUGACGAUCUUAUAAACAUGGUCAGUCCUGAGAAAGAAGAACACAUGCUUCACUAUGGAGAUAUAUUCGUGAUGGAAGAUGUGUGA